AUGACCGUUGCACGGCCUUGUGUUCUGCCUGGCCAGUUCCCACUGGCCCAUCACACUUCCCCUCCCACUGCACAGGCCAUGGCUCAGGCCAGAGCCGAGCCAAAGCCAGCUGUCACUGGUGACUUUGGCCCAGCCUGGAUUUUUUGCAAGCCAAAGCUGUCUGAAGCCAAGCCACUUGAAGCCGUGCCGGAACAUCACUAA
Suillus paluster is the source of this 201-nucleotide messenger RNA. RefSeq lists its product as uncharacterized. Lineage: Eukaryota; Fungi; Basidiomycota; Agaricomycetes; Boletales; Suillaceae. The record is from RefSeq and is a predicted model, not a curated record. The transcript is spliced from 2 exons. Bases 1 to 201 code for a protein of 66 amino acids.